Cajanus cajan (pigeon pea) is the source of this 939-nucleotide messenger RNA. RefSeq lists its product as uncharacterized. The record is from RefSeq and is a predicted model, not a curated record. NCBI's taxonomy places the organism in Eukaryota, Viridiplantae, Streptophyta, Magnoliopsida, Fabales, Fabaceae.
UCUUGAUACUUGAAAGCUACGGAUCCCUAUUUCUUCUGACAAAAAAAGUCACUCCUCACUCUGCCACCUGUUCCGACCAAAGCCUCUUCCUCAGCCGGAAAAUGGAGGCGGUGGGUUCCAGACUCAGCCGCGCCUCCUCUCGCUACGGCGCCCCCGCCGUGUUCAGCGGCCCCGUCAGGAAGUGGAAGAAGAAGUGGGUCCACGUCACGCCCUCUUCCCUUCCCAACAACUCUCACACUAACACCCCCAACUCUUCCUCUCGCCUCCUUCUCCGCCGCUGGACCCCCACCACUGCCGACGACGCCGCCGCCGCCAACGUCGCCGACGAGCCUCCCAGGAGGAAGUUCCGUUACACCCCUAUUGCUGUACUAGAAGAACAGAAAAAGAUGAUGGUUGUUAAGGCUGAAGAUGAGCCCACGACCGAGAGUGACCAAUCAGCAGCUAGACAGACGAAUGUGACUCAUGAGAUGCAAGGGAAACUGAACAUGAAUGAAAUGUUGGAGGAAGCCAAGGAUUCAAACAUGGGUAGUAACUUGGAUCUUGGUUUGGACUUCCAAAGCAACAAUGGUGAGAACAGCCAUAACAGUGAUGAACAAUCGGAUAAACAAAAUCUAGUGGGCGAUCCAUGAUACUCGAGUAGAAAAUCAAGCUGUGGCAGCAAAGUGUUAAUUCUAGAAAUACUGUGCUAGUACAUAUGCCCUGUUGUAUCACCUAGUACCUACCAUCCUACAUUCACAUAGAAUGUAGCUAGUAGUAAUCUUGUGUAAAUAAUUAGCUCUCAAGUAGUGCUGCCAGUAGUAUAGAAAUGAUAAAUAACUAGUUUUGGUCAGCUUAGGAUGAUAGCUGGUAUUUCGUGAUGGAUCAUAUGCACAAAUCAUGUGAGGAUACUAAGGAGAUGUACUAUAUAUAUAAAUAUAAAUUCUCGAUAUCAUCCCAAGA